Molecule: messenger RNA, 2163 nt
Organism: Leptopilina heterotoma
Lineage: Eukaryota; Metazoa; Arthropoda; Insecta; Hymenoptera; Figitidae
Gene: Myc
Product: myc protein
Exons: 4
Coding region: 431-1909 (492 amino acids)
Biological process (GO): regulation of transcription by RNA polymerase II
Molecular function (GO): protein dimerization activity; RNA polymerase II cis-regulatory region sequence-specific DNA binding; DNA-binding transcription factor activity, RNA polymerase II-specific
Source: RefSeq, a predicted model, not a curated record
GCUCCAACAGUUUAGUUGCCUUUAAUCGGGCCUAAAGUAUAGACAGGGCUACUUGUUGGUCGCCACACGGUAUAUUUCUUGAGCCUUUCCCUCUCGCUGAGAAUGAACAGCUUCAGUAUCGUGAAUUUUCACCGUAGUAAUAUCAUUUCGUGUGUUAUUAAUAAAAAAGGUUUUCAACGAUUUCGAAAUUUUCCCUGUUCGAUAAACAUUAAUUGUGUUUGAAACUUUUUUUUUUUGAUAUUGGUGGUUUCCCGCUGUCUUAUUAGUUAUAUAUAUAUUCUCGUUAUAAUAAGAAACGCGCCGGGAAUUUGAUUUUUUUUUAGGCAAACCGGGAGGCCGGUUUGCGUAACGUUAUUAAUUGUUCGUGCUGCGACAAAAGUGCAACUGUGAUUUUUUUGGAUUAUUUCAAGAGGUCUCGAAAUAAGACAAAAUGCAAGUAGUUUGGUCAGCGGAUGGUUUAAGUGCAUUCGAUUUGCAUUUAGAUAGUGCAACAGUAGUGUCCGAUGAUGUUUGGAAGAAAUUCGAUCUCGAUCUUACUCAAGAUUAUCAAAAAUACAGUGAGAGUCAAAAUCUAUUUGAUGACUUUCCAUUUUUUGGUGCUGAUUGUUUAGGCUCGUCUGAAAUAAGACAUCAUGAUUGUAUGUGGGCUGGUCUUUGCAUUAGUAAAGAGCACAAUAGUACAAUAGCAACAAAGAAAAAUCCUAAAGUACAUAAAAAAGUACCAGCGGGUCGUAGUCUCUUGAUACCAAAAAAUGAGACGACAACAACAACAACGACAGCAGCAGCGACUACAACAACAACGAUAGCACCUCAUCGUCAUCAUCAUCAUGCACAAAGUCAACAACAACAAUCAUUUUGUCGAACAAAAAGUUUAGAGAGUGAUGGAGAUUCAACGAGACCUGAAACACCGCAAAGUACUGAUUCAGACGCCGAAUCAGAUUAUGAACCACCAAUAUUUAGACACGAUCAGAUUAGCAUCAAUGAAAAACUAUCGGAAUGUUUUCUCGAUGCUGUUGUUAAGGCUGCGCCGGUUAGUGUUGUCACGGGUCAACAUGUUCGAACGCCGAGGAAAUCGAUUAAAAUUGAAAACAGCAUUAAGGAGGAAUCAGACAUUAGGCAUACACUCAGCGAUCAUUGCUAUCAUCUCAAUCAACCGGCUGUGACCCAAAGGCUCGAACAUCUCGGAGUUCAAACACCUUCCGAAUCCGGAUCGACUGGGUUUAGUUCAGAAACUGAGGAAGAAAUUGACGUGGUGUCCUAUGAGAAGCCCUGUAGACAAACAGUUGUCCUGCCCACAAUGCCAAGUAUAGAAGUUGAAUCGAAAUUCCAAACAACAGUGGUGAAAACAAUUUUAAAAGAAAAAUUGUCGAGGCCACGUGGUCGUCCACCACUAGCCUCAAAUGCCCGUAAACGUUCUGCACCAUCAUCAACAACAACCACCACCACCUCCUCAAUAACAUCAACGACAACAUCCUCAUCGUCAUCCUCAUCAUCGCCAUCAUCAAACGAGACGACAAAACGUUCGAAACGCAGUAAAUCACAUCAAAAGCGCAACAAAUACAAUGACAUCGAUGAUAUUCCACUUGCGCCAACAAAUGGAAUCAAAUGCAUUCCACCAUCGAGAAGUUCAUCAGAUUCAGAGCCAGACACUGAGAAGAGAAGUUUACAUAAUAAUAUGGAGAGACAAAGGCGGAUAGAUCUGAGAAAAGCAUUUGAGGAUUUAAGACUAAUGGUACCAGGUGUUAAAAGCAAUGAAAAAGCUCCCAAAGUUUCAAUAUUGAGACAGGCAGCUUCCUACUGUGAUAUGCUUUACAAGCAGGAUCUUGAGAUCCAUCAAUUGCGAUUAGAACAGGAGAGGCUAUUAGCCAGGGUCUCUCAAUUGCGAAGAGAAUGUCGUGUUGCACGUUGAUUCAAUUCCCCCCACCCCCCCCCCUUCACCUCCACCAUUAAAAAAAAAACCCUUCUCUAGUGUUUAGCAUUUAAUAUCAUAUACGGCUGUGGUUCAGAUGUUACACUGCUGAACCCAAAUUUUUUCUUUUUUUUUUUUUUUGUACAGGAAUCACAAUUUUUUUUGCUAAGAUCAAUCUUGUUCUUUUUUGUGGCUGGACCACGAGGCGAGAUUUUGUAUAUCAAAUUUUUUAGAUAUAAAGGAAUUUCUUUCUA